AUGGAUGAUUGCUUGGAAGGAAGCGGCCAGGCAGGGGAACAGCCCACACCAGGGGAACUGGCAGAUACAAGUAGUACUUAUGCUAAAGAGAACAAUGUGGGACAAAAGCAACAGAUGCUUCAGUUGCCAGGCCAAGGGGAUCAGUGGAAAAAAAAGAUGCAACAAAUAGAACGGCAGCUGAAAUGUCUGGCAUUUCAAAAUCCAGGACCACUGCUAGCCGACUUCAACCCAGAAACUCGGGAACAGCAGAAGAAAGCCUGCAUGUCAAUGAUAAACCAGGAUUGUUUUAAUACUUCAAAGAAGACUCUGAAGAAAUAUGACAAACAUGGCCGGCUGCUUUCCAGCAAGACAGAUUUGUGUGACUGCCUAGAGAAGAACUGCUUGGGCUGCUUCUACCCCUGCCCCAAGUGCAAUUCCACCAAGUGUGGAGCCGAGUGUCGCUGCAACAGGAAAUGGGUUUAUGAUCAGAUUCAGAUAGAAGCUGGACAAAUGAUCCGGUUUCCAUUUUGA
Varanus komodoensis (Komodo dragon) is the source of this 510-nucleotide messenger RNA. It is a transcript of the gene ARL14EPL, whose product is annotated as ADP ribosylation factor like GTPase 14 effector protein like. Gene Ontology annotation, cellular component: intracellular membrane-bounded organelle. Bases 1 to 510 code for a protein of 169 amino acids. The transcript is spliced from 4 exons. The record is from RefSeq and is a predicted model, not a curated record. NCBI's taxonomy places the organism in Eukaryota, Metazoa, Chordata, Lepidosauria, Squamata, Varanidae.